AUCUUUGAAUUUUCAACUGCAUUUUCCAAAAGAUUUGAAAGAAAAACAAGGUUCACCAAUGCUAUGCUACUGUUUCCUCACAAUCGAUAUUUCUCAAGGAGCUGUUGAUAGUCAAGUCUGCGCUUCUUUUUUCCCUUGCAUUGAUUGAUUACGCCCAAAUCGUCAAAAUUUCAAAUUUUGACCAUCGCACCAAUCUGCAUUUAUUCUUCUCACCUCUGGGGUUUGGCUUUCUUUUUCUCCAAGAAUCCCGUGUCUUUCAAUCUCCCUACUUUUCUUGAUUUUGUUAUCCCUCAGUUUGCAGUCCACGAGCGCAAGAGAUAUAAUUUUGAAAACCCUUUAUUUUUCUAUUCUUGUUUAUGAUUUCAGCUGCAGAUUAGAAUUGAUUCUUGUUAUACCAUACUUAUAGAGUGUUACUAGAAGGAAAAAGAUUUGUAUUUUAGCUGGAAUAUUGAGGAUUUUGGGGUUUAAUUUUGUAUUGAUAACUGUAAUUGCUACUGUUUGUUAUUUGGAUGAGAAGUAUAGCAGCAUAGGAUUGCUGAGAGAGAGAGAUGGAUGGAUCAAAUGGUAGCUCUGGUUCGCCUGCGCCUUUUCUGUUGAAAACAUAUGAGAUGGUGGAUGAUUCUCUAACUAAUGCUGUUGUAUCUUGGAGUCGCAGAGGGCAUAGUUUUGUGGUUUGGAAUCCACCUGAGUUUGCUAGAGAUUUGCUGCCUAAGUAUUUCAAGCACAACAAUUUUUCCAGCUUCAUCAGACAACUCAAUACAUAUGGCUUUAGAAAGGUUGAUCCUGAUCAGUGGGAGUUUGCGAAUGAAGAGUUUAUCCGCGGGCAAAGGCAUCUACUGAAGAACAUCCACAGGCGAAAACCUAUCCACAGCCAUUCGGGUCAUGGGAAUGCAGCUCCGGUGACCGACUCAGAGAGAGAGGAGUUGGAGAAGGAGAUUGAAAAGUUGAAGCAAGAAAGAGUUUCCCUCGAGACAGAGGUGGAGAGGUAUAGACAGGAGAAUCGAGGAUAUGAGCACGAGCUGAGAUCGCUGGGGCAGACAUUGCAGAGCAUUGAUCAAAGGCAGCGGCAGCUGGUGGUUAACUUGGCUCAUUUGUUGCAGAGCCCUAGCAUGGACCAGUCCGAAUCCCCAAACAAGAAGAGAAGGCUGCUUGCGCUGCACUACUUACAAGACGAAGCCAAUCUAAGGGAGAACCGAUUGAUCAGAGAGAAUUCAAGCCCUUCGUCUCUUCCAUUGUUGGACCUGAAAGAAGUGGAGAAGUUGGAGUCAUCUCUAACUUUCUGGGAGAAAUUCCUUCGCGGGAUUGACCAAAUCCCUUCAGAAAACGUGCUUGAUUUCGCUGGAGUGAUGAAUGGAGGUGGAGCAUCUCCAUCCUCACCUAGGGAUUCUGAUAUCAACGUCCCACCUUGCACGCCUGAGUGCAUUACCCCGGGAUCACCCUCACAUGAGUGUUGCUCUGCAUCUUCGGGUUAUGUUGAAAGCCUAGCAAUACCAUCCAUCCGCUUGGAUCCUGACUCGAGGCACAACAAGCCAUCAGGUGUCGACAUGAACAUGAGUCCGGAUGCUGGAUCAGCUGAGGAUCAGCAAGGGAGUGGCACUUAUGAUCAGUCUGUGCCUGCUAAUGAUAUGUUCUGGCAACAGUUUCUGACGGAGGCUCCUGCUUCGUCUGUGUUGCAGUUAGAGCGGAGAGAGUUGUAUGAUAGGACGACGGAUCCUAGUAGAUUUGCAGAUGAACACAAGCCUUGGUGGAUUGUGGAUGGCCUCACCCAACACAUGGGACAUCUCACUCAAGCUGAGAGGACCUCACGCGGUUCUUUCGUAGUUUAGUAUCGCCUUAGAAGAUGCUGUGAUGGUAUAUAUUAGAUGAUGGAUAUGGUUUUCUUGUACUAGAUUUUGCUUGUUCUACCUGUUUUCUUUUUGCUCUUGUGUAUCAUGAGACUGCAUAUAUAUAGGUUUAUUGUGCCUUA
Molecule: messenger RNA, 1966 nt
Organism: Salvia miltiorrhiza (redroot sage)
Lineage: Eukaryota; Viridiplantae; Streptophyta; Magnoliopsida; Lamiales; Lamiaceae
Product: heat stress transcription factor A-4a-like
Exons: 2
Coding region: 549-1826 (425 amino acids)
Biological process (GO): regulation of transcription by RNA polymerase II
Cellular component (GO): nucleus
Molecular function (GO): DNA-binding transcription factor activity; RNA polymerase II cis-regulatory region sequence-specific DNA binding
Source: RefSeq, a predicted model, not a curated record